CCAAUAUGGGCUCACAUGCGAUUUGAUCAGCUGUUGAACAGAUUAGAUAAAAUGUUAUGACUCAAAUGUUCAGUCUUUCUGAUCUUCAGAUCUCCCACACAUGAGGUGAAUCAUUUCUAAUUUCUCACGGAAGGGUUAAGAGUCAGAAUGCCACAUUUAAAGUUACUUUUGUAAAAACAUAAAUAAGCCUGCUGCUUUACUUCUUUGCUAAGACACUGCACGUGGUCUUCAACAGAUUACUUUUAAACUUCUCAUUGUUAAACCAGGUAAGCUGCGUAACAGGUGUGAGAUUACUGCUUCAACAUGAACCAACAAAAACAGCAUUUCUUCUCGAUCUUCAUCGCCAUGUUGGCCCUGCUGUGCUCUGCCCAGGCCUUACCGAGAACAGACCCUCCCUUUAGUCACAGCGAUCCCUUCUUGUUCAUGUGGAACGCCCCGACUGAGCUGUGUGACAUCCGCUUUGGCAUGCCACUCGACCUCUCCUACUUCCAUUUUGUCAGUAGCACACUGAAGACAGCAACCAACCAGAGCAUCUCCAUAUUCUACACAGACCGCUUUGGGAUCUUUCCCUAUGUGGAUGAAGACACCGGGGAGAUGUAUGAUGAGGGCCUGCCACAGCUGAUAGACCUGAAGGACCACCACGAGCAGGCGGAGGUUGACAUCAAGUACUACAUCCCUACAGCCCAGCCAGGCCUUGCUGUGCUUGACUUUGAGGAGUGGAGGCCACAGUGGGUCCGAAACUGGGGCAGCAAAGACAUCUAUCGACAGAUUUCCAUUGAUAUAGUCCAGACUAAGAAUGCGUCGUUGUCUGAAGAUGAGGCAGAGGACCGGGCAAGAAUCCUGUUUGAACGUGCAGCCAAAAAGUACUUUCUCCGAUCCAUCCUUAUUGGGAAGAGGUUGAGGCCAAAUAGACUCUGGGGUUACUACUUGUACCCUGACUGCUACAACUAUGACUACAAUCAGGACAUGGAGGACUUCACUGGAGAGUGUCCCACCAUUGAGAAAGACAGGAAUGAUAAACUGCUGUGGCUCUGGAAAGAGUCCACAGCACUUUUUCCAUCCAUCUACCUGGAGCUGGUGCUCAGAGACUCAGAGCAGGCCCGGCUAUUCGUGCGGCAUCGAAUCCAGGAGGCCAUGAGAGUGUCGACACUCCCCAACAGCUCCUACUCCAUACCCAUCUAUGCCUACAUCCGCCCUGUGUACAAGGACAGCAUCGACGACUACAUGUCAGAGUUUGAUCUGGUGAACACCAUCGGAGAAGCUGCUGCUCUUGGUGCUGCCGGCGUCAUUUCCUGGGGAGACAUGAAUGUCACCGACACAGAGGAUUCCUGCUUUGAUGCUCGACGCCACCUGGAGCAGAUCAUGAACCCAUACAUCCUAAAUGUCUCCAAGGCAACACAUCUCUGCAGCAGGGCACUUUGCCAGGGUCAAGGUCGCUGCGUGAGGAAGCACUGGAAUGACAAUGUCUUCCUCCACCUCAACCCCCUGCGUUACCGAAUCCAACGGCAGCGCCGCGGCGGCCCCCUGACAGUUAGUGGUGACCUCUCGCAGGAUGACAUCAACUGGUUCGACCGCAACUUUGACUGCAUGUGCUACAGUGAGAAGCCGUGCAGAUCGGUCCUCGACUUCAACAUCAUCCAACCGGCGAUGGUCACCACAAGGAAUCGAAGUGCUGACAGGCCCGGCCCCCUACUGCUGGUCAUAAUACUACUCUGUUGGAUGUAUGUUGUGAUGUAAAUAUGAAUGAAAUAGCACAAACCUGAUGCCUCUCAUAGAGAACAUGUGGUUGCAGGUGGUUAAAGGACAAUUCCGCUGUUAUUUCAGCUUUCAGUUAUUUCAGAGUCUUUUAUUAGUCAUUUGUGACUGUUUUUACCAAUAAAGCUUUUUUAGUCAAAUAUCUCGGCUGCAUUCACACAACUUUCUUUCAGAAUAUGCACAUGAUCACAAUAUAAACUAUAAUAAUAUUUUGACCGAGCAGGCAAGAAUAACUGCACAGAAUCAGGCGGUGCCUCAGGGUGCCCCAGUAGCUGACCUGGUAGAGUGCGAGCCCCAUGAACUAAAGGCUAAAUCCUUUAGUUCAGUGGCCCAUGUAUGAUUCCAGUGUGUGGCCCUUUGCUGCAUGUUGCCUCCCCUCUCUCCCCCCUUUCCUGUCUCUAUCUUCAGCUCUCAUUGUCAAAUAAUAAUAAAAA
This is a messenger RNA of Larimichthys crocea (large yellow croaker), 2189 nucleotides long. Its product is annotated as hyaluronidase-5. Bases 304 to 1737 code for a protein of 477 amino acids. Gene Ontology annotation, biological process: carbohydrate metabolic process; hyaluronan catabolic process. Gene Ontology annotation, molecular function: hyalurononglucosaminidase activity. The transcript has 4 exons. Lineage: Eukaryota; Metazoa; Chordata; Actinopteri; Sciaenidae. Gene Ontology annotation, cellular component: acrosomal vesicle. The record is from RefSeq and is a predicted model, not a curated record.